GGAAACAUGAUAUUCUUCCAUCAGAUGAAACGUUAACAUCUCCGCUCGGCAAGGCUGACGCCACCACCACUCCCCGCUUUCUACAGCCAUGAACCACCGCAAACUCCACCACAACUCCACCACCCAGAACCAAAACCAAAACGAACAGAUCCCAGCUGCCUCAAUUCCAAAAACAUGCGGAAACCAGCUCUACCACUUCCUCUGGUUCUCCCUGAUCGCCACCUGCAUAAAACUCCUACUAAUUCCGGCAUAUCACAGCACAGAUUUCGAGGUCCACCGCAACUGGCUAGCUCUUACCCAUUCCCUCCCUCUCUCCCAAUGGUACUCCGACGAGACCAGCCCAUGGACCCUCGACUACCCACCAUUCUUCGCCUACUUCGAAUACUUCCUCUCCUUCUUCGCCUCUAUGUUGGACCCCACCAUCGUCCACCUCUCUGACGGCCUCAACUCUAAAUCCCACCUAACCAUCCUCUUCCAACGAGUCUCCGUUACCUUAUCCGAUGCUGUUUUGUUCUACGGAAUUUACAGAAUUACUCGGAAACUCGACCCCAAACAGAAAUAUCUCAUCUGGGUUUUGGCUGUUUGGGCUCCCGGUUUGAUUAUUGUGGACCAUCUGCAUUUUCAGUAUAAUGGGUUUUUGCUGGGGAUGCUUUUGAUUUCGCUUUCAGCAUUGGAGAAUGGGGAGGACUUGUUGGGAGGGUUUGCUUUCGCGGUUUUGCUUUGUUUUAAGCACUUGUUUGCGGUGGCCGCGCCGGUUUACUUUGUGUAUUUGUUGAGGCAUUAUUGCAGGGGUGGAUUGGUUAAGGGGUUUGGGAGAUUGGUGGUGAUGGGGAGUCUGGUUGUGGCCGUUUUCGCGGCAGCUUAUGGUCCUUUCGUGUACAAUGGGCAGAUACAUCAAGUUUUACGGCGCAUGUUUCCUUUUGGGAGAGGACUCUGUCAUGCUUAUUGGGCUCCAAAUUUCUGGGUGUUCUAUAUCAUGUUCGAUAAACUGCUUGCAUUCUUGCUUGUAAAAAUGGGGUUCCACGUCAAAGCACCAACAGCAUCAUUCACUGGUGGGCUAGUGGGGGACUCCUCACCUUUUGCAGUAUUACCUACGAUCACCCCAUUGAUUAGUUUGGUACUGGUCCUCCUUUCAAUAUCCCCUUGUCUUUUAAAGGCCUGGAGAGAUCCCAAACCAAGUGCAGUUACUAGAUUGGUGGCGUAUGCUUAUUCUUGUGGCUUUAUGUUUGGGUGGCAUGUUCAUGAGAAGGCAUCACUUCAUUUUGUGAUCCCUCUUGCAAUCAUUGCCUUGAAAAGUGUUGAGGAUGCAAAGCAUUACUUCUUUUUGUCUAUAGUAUCCUGCUAUUCAUUGUUCCCUCUUUUAUAUGAAGCACAAGAGUAUCCUAUAAAAGUACUGCUACUGCUUUUACAUGCUGCACUUAUGUGGUUCGGAUUGUCUUCGUAUUUUGGAGCAUAUGUGCCUAAAGGGGAUGAAAGAUCUCAUAGUAGUGCAGUAGUGAGGAAUGCAGAUUUUGUCAUUGGAUGGUUUGGGAAGUCUUAUCUGAUGGGCAUGGUGGUAGUUGAGAUAUGCGGACAGUUCUUGCAUCCUGUAGUUCUUGGAAAUAAACUUCCCUUCCUACCUCUCAUGAUGAUCUCUAUAUACAGUGGAUUUGGAAUGAUGUACUCGUGGAUUCGGCAACUAAGGUGGAUUAUUGGGUCCAUUUAACUUAUUUCUGUGUUAGUCAAAAGGUAUUAUCUGGAAAAAUUUUGACGAAUUUCCAGAUAGUUGGCCUUCUGCAUUUAAGUAUUUUUGCCUUACACUUGCUGUAAUACUUGCUUGAAGGUUAAUAAACAUCCUUCGGUUCCUGGGCUAGUA
This is a messenger RNA of Coffea eugenioides, 1855 nucleotides long. Its product is annotated as probable dolichyl pyrophosphate Glc1Man9GlcNAc2 alpha-1,3-glucosyltransferase. Gene Ontology annotation, molecular function: dolichyl pyrophosphate Glc1Man9GlcNAc2 alpha-1,3-glucosyltransferase activity. Lineage: Eukaryota; Viridiplantae; Streptophyta; Magnoliopsida; Gentianales; Rubiaceae. Bases 89 to 1705 code for a protein of 538 amino acids. Gene Ontology annotation, biological process: protein N-linked glycosylation. The transcript has 4 exons. The record is from RefSeq and is a predicted model, not a curated record. Gene Ontology annotation, cellular component: endoplasmic reticulum membrane.